Molecule: messenger RNA, 2774 nt
Organism: Menidia menidia (Atlantic silverside)
Lineage: Eukaryota; Metazoa; Chordata; Actinopteri; Atheriniformes; Atherinopsidae
Source: the annotation of a GenBank genome assembly
AUGUGCGCCAUGGACGCGACACCGGAGAAGAGCGGCGGCGCGGCCACUCCGCGGGCUCUGCUGGCGGCGUGCGUGGCCCUGCUGAGCCUCCUGCACCUGUGGCUGUGGCUGCGGCCGCGGGGGGUGGGGGGGGGGCCGCGCCUGCCCGGCCCGUUAGGCUGGCCGCUGGUCGGGAACGCGCCGCAGCUCGGCAACGCGCCGCACCUGUACUUCGCGCGCAUGGCGAAAAAGUACGGCGACGUCUUCCAGAUCCGGCUGGGCUCCCGGCGCGUGGUGGUCCUCAACGGGGACUCCAUCAAGCAGGCGCUGGUCAAGCAAGGGUUCGACUUCGCCGGCAGGCCGGACUUCACGUCGUUCCGGUACAUUUCGGACGGGGACAGCCUCGCGUUCGGCACCGUCACAGACUGGUGGAAGACGCACCGCAGGGUGGCCCACUCCACGCUGCGCAUGUUCUCCACCGGGAACCCGCAGACCAAGAGGACCUUCGAGCAGCACGUCCUGUGCGAGUUCAAGGAGCUGCUGAAGCUGUUCCUGGCCAAAACGCGAGAUCAGCGGUACUUCCAGCCCAUGUCCUAUCUCGUGGUGUCCACGGCCAACAUCAUGAGCGCGGUGUGCUUCGGGAAGAGGUACUCCUACGAGGACGAGGAGUUUAAGCAGGUGGUGGGCAGGAACGACCAGUUCACCCAAACCGUGGGAGCGGGGAGCAUCGUGGACGUGAUGCCCUGGCUCCAGUACUUCCCCAACCCCAUCAAGACCAUCUUCGAGAACUUCAAGAGUCUCAACCGGGAGUUCGGAGAUUUCAUCCUGGACAAAGUGGUGGAGCACCGGAAAACCAUCCAAUCCGAUGCCGUGAGAGACAUGACCGACGCUUUUAUCGUGGCGCUGGAGGAAAUAAAAAACAAAUUAGGGCACCCGCCAGGGAAAGACUACGUGGUCCCCACUAUCGGGGACAUAUUCGGGGCAAGUCAAGACACCCUGUCUACGGCCCUGCAGUGGAUCAUCGUCAUUCUCGUCAAGUACCCUGAGAUCCAGACGCGUCUCCAGAGGGAGGUGGACCGGGUGGUGGACCGCGGGCGCCUCCCCUCCAUCGAGGACCAGGCCCAGCUGCCCUACGUCAUGGCCUUCCUGUACGAGGUGAUGCGCUUCACCAGCUUCGUCCCGCUGACCAUCCCCCACGCCACCACCGCCGACACCUCCAUCGGGGGCUACGCCGUGCCCAGGGACACCGUGGUCUUCGUCAACCAGUGGUCCAUCAACCACGACCCGGCCAAGUGGUCCCGGCCCGAGACCUUCGACCCCGAGCGCUUCCUGGACCCGCGGGGCGCCCUGAACAAGGACCUGGCCGGCGGCGUGCUCAUCUUCUCCCAGGGCAAGCGGCGCUGCAUCGGCGAGGAGCUGUCCAAGAUGAAGCUGUUCGUCUUCACCGCCCUGAUGGCCCACCAGUGCCACGUGAAGGCCGACCCGGCCAAGCCGCCCACGCUGGCCUACGACUACGGCCUGACCCUCAAGCCCCACGCCUUCUCCAUAGCCGUGGCCCUGCGCGACCACAUGGCCCUGCUGGACGCGGUGGCCGCCCAGGGCGAGCCCCCGUCAGACCAGUGAGGAAAAAGAACGGAGCUAAGGACAAUGCCCACGAUAUGAAGGCCGACACACAGCUGAGAGACACUGGCUCACGUUUGUGUUUGUAUUUGUAUUUAUAGCCCGGAACAUUAGGGCUAAACUGAAAUUAAAUCUGCAACAAAAAGAAAAGAAAGAAAAAAAAUGCUCAUGUUGUUGCUUUCAGGUUUAAGAGAAACAAUAUUUUAUUCUCCAAAACAUCUGCUACUGAAUCUUUAAAAUGCCUCCUCGUUUUUCGCACAUAUAAUUUAUUAUUUCAUUUUUCUCGCAAGUAUAUUAAAAAACUCUUUACAUGUAAUGUCUUCUUGUCUUUAGAAUUUUUUAUUUUUUAUUGCUGAAUGUGACAGAAGAUGGAGUCACUGCAUUUUUAAGUGACUUAAGUAAAGUGCCAUGGUCAGAAUGCCGACCGCCUAACAGGUGAAUAAGCUCUUGUAGUACAUCAGCUCUUAAGCUUAAUCUCUUUUAAUAUCAAACAAUAACUUUGUAAAGUGCAAAUUAUGGAGGUGUAUUACUCAGGAAAAGCGGGUUUUAAUAAGUCCACUUUCUGUUCUAUCUAGAAACUUUUUGAAAGUUUUCUGAUAUAUUCUGAAAUGUUUCAUGAAUGCUGUUUUAAAGAAAUAAGCUGAGGACUAGAAAAGGUUCCCCCAGACACAUCUGCAUGUGAUUAUGGGGUUUGUCAGCUGCAGAUGUGUGCAGAUGUCAGGUCAGUUCUGUUCAGCUGGUUCUUUGCAUUAUGAAUGUUGCAUUAAAAAAAAAACCCUUCCGUGCUACAAGAGCUCUUUGGCCUCAAGAUGUAGCAAAAGUCAAAGUCUGCUCUAUUGAGGGAGGGAGGGGGGUGGAAAUGGGGGGUGCCGUUCUACUUUGAAUAUCAGAGCAACCUGUUGUUCUGAGCACUGGGAGACAGGUUUUUGUCAGGGCUGCAAACAAAAACGGCUGAAUUCCCAAAGCAGUUCGAACCAGGAAAAAAAUGAUUUGUUUAUUUGCUCCCAUUUGCGCUGAAAAAAACAAAAACCUACAGUGGAUUCCCAAAAGAUGGCUUCCUCUCUCCAAUUCUCCAAAUGGUAUUGCAUGUAACUGUACCCGCCAUGUUGCAUUCUCUGAAAUUUGUCUAGUUGAAUGUCGUGCAAAACCCCGAAUAAACCGACAACAUCAUCCGA